AAGGUUGCUUAUAAUUGAGACCGAUGAGAGUAUAAUAAUUGUCACGCAAGAUCUGUCCCUAUUUAUAACGUUUUACAACACUAAGAAUUCAAGAACUACAAUGGCUGCAAUUGAAGAAGAGGUUCAGCUUUUGGGUGCAGUGGGAAGUCCAUUUGUGAUAAGGGUUCAAAUUGCUCUAAAAUUGAAGGGAAUUGAACACAAAUAUGUUGAAGAAAAACUGGGCUAUUUGAGUGAAACACUUCUCAAUUACAAUCCAGUUUACAAGAUGGUUCCAGUUCUUGUUCAUAAUGGGAAGCCUAUUUCAGAAUCACGUGUGAUUCUUGAGUAUAUUGAUGAGGCUUGGAAACAAAACCCUAUCUUGCCCAAUGAUCCUUAUCAAAGAGCCUUGGACCGUUUUUGGUCUAAGUUCAUUGAUGACAAGUGUGUGGCUGCUGCAUGGAAAUCUGUUUUUAUACCGGAUGAGAAAGAGCGCGAGAAGGCUCGCGAAGAAUUAUUCGAGGCUCUGCAGUUUCUUGAGAAUGAGCUGAAGGACAAGUUCUUUGGAGGAGAGGAGAUUAGCUUUGUGGAUAUUGCUGCUUCCUUCAUCACUUUAUUUCAAGAUGUAGCAGAGUUUCUGUUGUUCUCCGGUGACAAAUUUCCGAAGCUACACAAAUGGAGUCAAGAGUUUUACAACCAUCCAGUCGUCAAAGAAAUUAUGCCGACAAAAGAACAACAACAUGGAUUUUUCAAAGCUCGCGCUGCAAGCAUUGCUGCUGCAAACAAAGCUGCUGCAUCAAAAUAGAUUAGUAUAAGUACUUGACUGUUUUGAGUUAUUGGUUGUUUGAAUUUCAGUUCAAAUGGAAUAAUACUAUGUGAUUUCUCAUGUGUCACAAAGGUCCUGAAAGAAUAUUGUUGUCAUUUUCGCUAUUUCAAUCAAUGAAAGAAUUGUUAACAAGUUGCAUGUAUGUAUAAGAUAUA
This is a messenger RNA of Medicago truncatula (barrel medic), 957 nucleotides long. Its product is annotated as probable glutathione S-transferase. The record is from RefSeq and is a predicted model, not a curated record. Gene Ontology annotation, cellular component: cytoplasm. Bases 101 to 781 code for a protein of 226 amino acids. Gene Ontology annotation, biological process: glutathione metabolic process. NCBI's taxonomy places the organism in Eukaryota, Viridiplantae, Streptophyta, Magnoliopsida, Fabales, Fabaceae. The transcript has 2 exons. Gene Ontology annotation, molecular function: glutathione transferase activity.